Molecule: messenger RNA, 1225 nt
Organism: Dimorphilus gyrociliatus
Lineage: Eukaryota; Metazoa; Annelida; Polychaeta; Dinophilidae
Source: the annotation of a GenBank genome assembly
CAUGACUACUCAAAUGCCUCAAGCGCCUUUUCCCCUUCUCCCGCGGUCAUUCCCUGCAGCUGAGCCUCACGAAAUAACUCCACCUCCGCAACCAAUUUCAAGUCAACCAAACUCAAUUCUACCGUUAGCGCCAUCAGUUCAUCCAUUGGUUCCACCUUUUUAUGCUGAUCUGUUACUUAAAGGCUAUCCUGCAAAUUUUCUGCAAAGAAAUCAGUCGGCUGCCGAUGCAGAUAAUCGCAUUCAUAAGACGCCUCAUUUACUGACAGGUGAUUUGAAAAUGGCCUGGAACGGAACGGCAUCAAGAUUGAAUUACGAUCUAUAUCGAUCAUAUUUACUAUCAUUUGGAGUUCGCCCAACAACGCUCCGCCAGCAGUGGACACCACCCAAGGAGACGUCAGCAGAGUCAUCACCAAAAGAAGAGACUGAAGCCUCAUCAACAACACCAGUUGAUGGUGGGAGCUAUGAAUGUACCUCCUGCCACAAAUUCUUUACAACCCCUCAUGGUUUGGAGGUUCACGUAAGAAGGUCGCAUAACGGUCAAAGGCCUUUUGCUUGUGACGUUUGUAACAAGACAUUCGGUCAUAGUGUCUCUUUGGCUCAGCAUCGCACCGUCCAUAAUCAGGAGAGGACAUUUGAAUGCAAAGAGUGUGGCAAGCGGUUCAAGCGCUCAUCCACUCUCUCGACUCACUUGCUCAUCCACAGCGACACGCGACCUUAUCCGUGCCAGUAUUGCGGCAAGCGUUUUCACCAGAAGUCGGACAUGAAGAAGCACACUUACAUUCACACUGGAGAGAAGCCUUACAAAUGUAGAGAAUGCGGUAAAGCCUUUUCCCAAUCGUCCAACCUCAUAACGCACAGCCGUAAACAUUCUGGUUUCAAACCUUUCGCUUGUGAACGUUGCGGAAGAGCGUUUCAAAGGAAAGUCGACCUCAGGAGACACGUCGAAACUCAACACACACAGACUAAUAACGUACCCGCAACGCUCAAGGUUCCAAGUCUACAAUGUGAACCUCUAAACCUCAGUCAGGCUCCUCAACCCCUUCCUCCUGGAACUGUACGAGUAUUUCGACCAUUCGAGCCAGAAAACGUUGGAACAAUUGCGGAUGAUAGAUUAACAAAAAACAAUAAUAAUAAUAAAAUGGAAGAAGAGAAUAAGGAGGAAAUAGACGUAGAAUCACCUGACAGUCCUCUAGUCGACGAACAUGGACAGGAAGAAGAUUCAUAG